GACUUCGAGCCCAUCCGCGUCGUCGGCAAGGGCGCGUCGGGCGCCGUGCUGCUCGUGCGGAAGAAGAGCUCGGGCGCCUUCUACGCCAUGAAGGUCAUGUCGAAGCGGGCCAUCUACGAGUCGAAGAUGGAGAAGUCCGCGCUCGUCGAGCGCGAGGUGCUGCUCCGCGUGCGGUCGCCGUUCCUCGUGAAUUUGAGGUAUUCCUUCCAGUCGCGCACGAAGCUCUACCUCGUGACGGACUUUUACGGCGGCGGCUCGCUCGAGGGCGCGCUGCGGCGCGAGGCCACGUUCCCGGAGCGGCACGCGCGGUUCUUCGCGGGCGAGCUGGCGUUGGCCGUGGACCACCUCCAGUCGCGGAGCGUGCUCCACCGCGACAUCAAGGCCGCCAACGUCUUGUUGGACACGGACGGCCACUGCUACCUCGCGGACUACGGCCUCGCGCGCCUCGGCAGCAGCGAGCGCGACGGCGCGCGGCGGUCCUUCGCGGGCACGCUCGAAUACAUGGCGCCGGAGACGAUCUCGAAGAACGGCACGGCGACGUCGGCCGUCGACUGGUGGGCCCUGGGCGUCCUGCUCUACGAGAUGCUCGCGGGGCGGACGCCGUUCUACGACGCGAAGCCCCGGGCGAUCUUCGAGAAUAUCCUGCGCGCGGAGCCCGCGGCGGACGCGCUGUCGCCGGCGGCCGCGGACCUCGUGCGCGGCCUCCUCGUCAAGGCGCCCGCGCGGCGCCUCGCGGCCCUCGCGGACGUGGCAAAAACGCCGUUCUUCGCGGCGCUCGACUUCGGCGCGCUCCGCGAGAAGCGGCUCGACCCGCCCUACGCGCCC
Molecule: messenger RNA, 825 nt
Organism: Aureococcus anophagefferens
Lineage: Eukaryota; Pelagophyceae; Pelagomonadales; Pelagomonadaceae
Exons: 1
Biological process (GO): protein phosphorylation
Molecular function (GO): ATP binding; protein serine/threonine kinase activity
Source: RefSeq, a predicted model, not a curated record